AUGCAUCCUAAAGUGUAUGAGGCUGCAAAGUCGGGAGACUCUGAUUCCUUUGAGACAAUAAUAUCAGGAAAUGAAGAGGACAUUUUCCACCAAACAACACCAAAGGAGAACAACAUUCUUCAUGUUGCGGCUCAAUACAAGCAGGGUAACUACAAAGGGGACACUCCCCUACACCUAGCUGCUAAAGUGGGAAGCUAUAGAGCGGUUCGAGCCUUCAUUGAUUUGGCAAAAUCACUUCAUUGGGUUGUUAAUAACGGACGAGUUAAUGCGUGCAAAGAGCUACUUCGAAAGCAGAAUUUGAAUAAGGAUACUGCACUGCACCAUGCCACAGAGGGACAAUCGGCUCUUCACAUUGCAGCAUUUCGAGGCCACAUCAAUGCCAUUGACGGGCUCAUUACAUCCUGUCCUGAUGCUUGUGACAUUAUAAACAACAAAGGACAAACGGCUCUACAUGUAGCUGUUAUGGGUGGACAAGUGAGUGUAGUCAAGUACAUACUAGGGAUGCCAAAUCGGGAGGAUCUUAUCAACGAACAAGACACUAAUGGGAACACGGCUCUGCAUUUGGCCGCACUUCAUAAAGAAAAUGACAUUAUAGACAUACUUGCACGAGACAAGAGGGUGGACCGUUUGGCUAAAAAUAAAGAUCAUUUAACUGCCCUUGACAUUUUUUCUGCUCAUGAGGAGAUCGACUUCAGUGCUAGAAAUGUUUCUUACCUAUUGGAAGGAUCUCAUGGAAUAUCGGGCUUUCAAGCCUGGUUCAUUGAACAUGGCAAGAAGAGCAUCGUGGACGUUCAACUACUAGUGGCAGCACUCAUAGCCACAGUGAGCUUCACUGCGGCCGUCGCAAUGCCUGGAGGUUAUAACAACGACGGACCCAACCGGGGAAUGGCGAUUCUUGCUGGCAGGGCAGAUUUCCAAGCCUUUGUCCUAUGCAAUAGUAUUGCUUUCCUUCUCUCUGUCCUGGCAAUAAUCUUACAUUGUCAAAGUUGUGCGUUCAGCUUUCAUCAAGAGCCGAAAUACAUCCUGACUGUGGGAGGUUGCAUUGAAGUUGCGAUAGCCGCGAUGGGGCUCGCCUAUAUUUUCGGGAUGUUCACUGUAUUAAUCAGGCCCACCGGGAGUACCGCGGAAAGAGUCGCUCCUUAUAUUGCGUAUGGAUUUCUGUCCACUUUGUGCUUCAUUUAUGAGUUCACCGACCCCGAGGCUCAUUCGUGGCUGCUAGGUAGCUCUCCCAGAGGAGGAUACAUCCGAAAGUUUUUUACUGUCAUUUUCGGUUGGGCCGGUUCUGCAAACCAGUGA
Molecule: messenger RNA, 1296 nt
Organism: Eucalyptus grandis
Lineage: Eukaryota; Viridiplantae; Streptophyta; Magnoliopsida; Myrtales; Myrtaceae
Product: protein ACCELERATED CELL DEATH 6
Exons: 5
Coding region: 1-1296 (431 amino acids)
Cellular component (GO): plasma membrane
Molecular function (GO): protein phosphatase 1 binding; protein phosphatase regulator activity
Source: RefSeq, a predicted model, not a curated record